GCUAACACCCAGAGUUUUUGGAGUGUUUAAGAUUGCAAAUAAGAUGUGGGCGAACAAGAUUCGACUAUAAAAUUCAAGAAAUUGCUUUGUACUGAAGAGUUUCGUUGAAUUUUUGCUAUAUUAAAGCCGUCAAUAUUGUUGGCUUCUUCUCCAUAAAGACCUUACUUUCCCCAUCAUCCUUCUGCAUGCUCUCAACACAUAAUAAACUCACUUCAGUCAUGGUGUUUUCAGGGUGGUUUACAAUUUUGGCUGCUGCUGUUCUACUGUUUCAUGGAGUUUCAUUUGCUCAAACAGAUCCAGGGUACAGCUUCAUGCACCAAGCAACAACAGCUCCAAUGGUCUCAUACUACGAUUACAUAAUAGUUGGUGGCGGCACCGCCGGCUGUCCAUUAGCCGCUACUCUUUCCCAGAACUCCUCCGUCCUUCUCCUCGAACGAGGUGGCUCCCCAUACGGAAACGACAACAUCACCGAUUUAGCCGCCUUUGGAGCCGCCUUGUCCGACCUUUCCCCUUCUUCUCCCUCCCAACGUUUUGUCUCCACUGACGGCGUCGUCAAUGCUCGAGCCCGUGUGCUAGGUGGUGGAAGCUGCUUGAACGCCGGUUUUUACACCCGUGCCGGUGCAGAUUACAUUCGGCUUUCAGGUUGGGAUGCAAGAUUGGUCAAUGAGUCGUACAAGUGGGUGGAGGAUGUGGUGGCGUUUCAGCCGCCGGUGAGGCAGUGGCAGGCAGCGGUGAGGGAUGGUUUGGUGGAGGCCGGAGUACAGCCUUAUAAUGGGUUUACCUACGAGCACAUGUACGGUACAAAAGUUGGUGGCACGAUUUUUGAUCCAAACGGCCACCGUCAUACGGCGGCUGAUUUACUCCGGUAUGCGAACUCAAGUGGACUCACGGUGUUGCUGUAUGCACCAGUUAAUAAAAUACUAUUCACGAGGCUAGGAGGAAUACAAAAACCAAGGGCCCAUGGAGUGAUCUUCAAAGAUGCAAAUGGGGUCGACCACCGGGCUUACUUAAAGAGAGGAUCAACCAAUGAAAUCUUAGUGUCGUCUGGGUCAUUGGGAAGCCCACAACUUCUAAUGUUAAGUGGCGUUGGCCCAAGAAGACAACUUAAGGCCCAUAACGUAACUAUGGUUUUGGAGCAGCCCAUGGUGGGCCUAGGAAUGUCCGAUAACCCGAUGAAUGCGGUUUUUGUCCCCUCUCCUCAACCCGUGGAGGUGUCUUUGAUCCAAAUCGUGGGUAUCACUCGCAAUGGAACCUAUAUCGAGUCUGCUUGUGGUGAAAAUUUUGCAGGUGGAGCUCGAACUCUAGAUUAUGGAAUGUUUUCUCCCAAGAUUGGACAACUAUCGACUGUGCCUCCAAAACAAAGAACACAAAAGGCGAUAGACAAGGCAGUUGAGGACAUGAAAGCGCUCCCACAAAGUGCUUUUGUGGGUGGGUUUAUCUUGGAGAAGAUCGUUGGCCCAAUAUCCACGGGUCAUCUUGAGAUUAGGUCUCGAGACCCGAAUGUGAACCCAUCAGUUACAUUCAACUACUUUAAAGACCCUCGGGACUUACAAAGAUGUGUGGAUGGGAUCAAGAUCAUCGAGAGUGUAAUCGAAUCAAAGGCAUUUUCACCAUUUAAAGUUGAUUCUCUGUCUAUAAUAAAUCUUCUCAACAUGACUGCUAGUUCACCGGUUAAUCUAUUGCCUAAACAUGCAAACGCAUCAAGAUCUUUAGAACAGUUUUGUAAGGACACUGUGAUGACUAUAUGGCAUUAUCAUGGAGGGUGUGAGCUUGAUAGAGUGGUGGAUCGUGAUUAUAAAGUUAUUGGUAUAGAUGCUCUCAGGGUCAUCGAUGGCUCAACCUUUCGCAAUUCCCCAGGAACUAAUCCUCAAGCCACUGUUAUGAUGUUAGGAAGGUACAUGGGGGUUAAGUUAUUGCGUGAGAGACUUGCAACCGUUCGACCCAAUAAUUAAUACCAUUAUUCAUUAAUCAUCCCAAACUUUAAAGUUUAUAUCGCUUGAUUAUUAUUAUUUUUUUCAAAACUCAGUUUGUUUAGUUUUUUGGAGGAAUGAUGUAAGAAAUAAGCAUUCAGUGUUGAUCCAAUCAUUGUUUUUCUUUUCGUUUAAAU
Molecule: messenger RNA, 2107 nt
Organism: Lactuca virosa
Lineage: Eukaryota; Viridiplantae; Streptophyta; Magnoliopsida; Asterales; Asteraceae
Source: the annotation of a GenBank genome assembly